Pistacia vera is the source of this 684-nucleotide messenger RNA. RefSeq names its product early nodulin-like protein 1. NCBI's taxonomy places the organism in Eukaryota, Viridiplantae, Streptophyta, Magnoliopsida, Sapindales, Anacardiaceae. Gene Ontology annotation, molecular function: electron transfer activity. Bases 1 to 684 code for a protein of 227 amino acids. The transcript has 2 exons. Gene Ontology annotation, cellular component: plasma membrane. The record is from RefSeq and is a predicted model, not a curated record.
AUGGAGUAUAAGAGCUUUUGUAGCUGUUUGUUUGCUGUGUUGUUGGGUUUGAUUACCUCCUCUCAGGCUUACAAAUUCUAUGUUGGUGGCAAAGAUGGGUGGGUUUUAAAACCCUCCGAGAGUUACAAUCACUGGGCUGAAAGAAUGAGGUUUCAAGUUAAUGAUACUCUCUAUUUUAAGUACAACAAAGAUUCAAACUCUGUGUUGGUCGUCAACAAAGAUGAUUACUAUUCAUGCAACACAAAGUAUCCCAUACAAUCCUUAUCAGAUGGGGACUCAGUCUUCCACUUCAAUCGCUCAGGUCCACACUACUUCAUCAGUGGCAAUGCCGACAACUGCAACAACGGCCAAAAGGUCAUCAUCGUUGUUAUGGCUGUGAGACACCACCACCACCACCAUGCUCCUCCCUCUCCUUCUCCAGCAGCAGCCUCGCCAUUAGCUUCUUCAUCUCCUGCAUCUCAUCCUUCUUUGUCACCUCCAGUGGAGUCUCCACACACUAGUACUCCGCCGUCUACUCUUACGGAGCCACCAAAAUCGUCUAGUGGAAAUUCAUCGGAUAUAGAUUCUCCGGCGCCGGCUCCUUCAAAAUCCGGUUCAGCAGGCUUAGCUAGUUCAGCUGGGUCGGUUUUGGGAUUUAGUGUUGUAGCGAGUGUGGUUUUAGGUAGCUUAAUUGGGGUAUUUUAG